Seminavis robusta is the source of this 1533-nucleotide messenger RNA. Lineage: Eukaryota; Bacillariophyta; Bacillariophyceae; Naviculales; Naviculaceae. The record is from the annotation of a GenBank genome assembly.
AUGGUCUUUGUUCGAUGGAUCCUGUUGGGAUUCUUCUUGGCCUGUGGCGUUGUCUCUGAAGCUUCAACACCAUCCCCAUCUUCGGAUGGACUCUUGCUAAGAGUGCGAAUGAUGGAUGGGUCCAUGCAACGGAUACAAGUGCCACCGGGUGCCGAAGGAACCAUGUCGCUCAAAGAGGCUUUGUCGGGAUUAUUGUUGGAAUCUAGCGACAAACCGUUGAUCAAAAUUGGAACUUCCUCAUCAGAGCCAGUCCAAGACGAUACACAAACCAUUGCUGCUUUAAAUCUCAAGCGGGGAUCGCUCAUCAAUUUGGUAUCCUCGGCUCCACCCAAAACAGCCGUCAAGAAAACCAGCGCUAGCAAACCAAAGACUGCAGCUUCGGAUCGGUGGAAUCCCUUUCCAGAUCUGGCCAAAGACUACGAAGCAGCCUUACGAAAAGCCAAGGUAUACAGAUCCACCAAAACGGGCAUGUCCUACUCAGACAUUGCCAAGUUGCAAGCGGCGUUGCACAAUGUGGAUCCACAGGAAGUCGGACCCAUUACACGAAUUUACAUGUGUGCCAAAUCAGCCGAACGUUUUCACAACAAUGGCAAGAAAAAGAGUGGAGAAGUCGAAUGUCGAAUCGGACUCGUAUUUGGGACCAUUCAACGAGAACGAGUCGACUUGAAACCGAAGGCUCGAACAUCCCUCUCCAGUCAAACCGAAAGCAGCCAGUACUGUUCCGCGGCGCGAGUACAUGCACUCUGGGAACCAUCCGCACAAAAACCAACCGCAAAGCUCUACGAUACCACAUCCAUUCCGUCGUCCUUCUCAGAUGCAACUAAUACAAUGAGUGAUUUGCCACGAGUUCUGAGGGUGGCCAAAUGGUUGGGAUUGAAACCCAUUGGUUGGAUCUUUGCCUACAACGACAAUCGACACAAGGACCAGGAUGCUCUGCCAGUCUAUGCACAAGAUGCCAAGACGGGGGCACUCCUGCAAAUUGCUAAUAUGAAACAUUUGGGAAGAGAAGAGGGAUGCAAGUUCGUCACACUCUCCAUGCAGGCCAGUACGGGGGCAACAGAAGCAUUCCAGCUCAGUGAUGUGUGUGUCCAGAUGGUGGCGGAAGACCUUUGGGAUCUUUCAGCUGACGACACGAAGAAACAGGCAAGUCGGUUUGUAAAGACAAAACAUGAUGUCAUUGUUGAUGCACGAGAAACCAAAGAGCUUGAUUCUGUCCUGUGUUUGGUCAAUACUGCCAUGCUGAGCCAGAAUGGACUUUUUUCUGGACCAGCCGUCAAUACCGUCAAGAAAAGCGGCGGGGUCACAAACAAGGUUAAAAAGACCAUCUUGGCAUCGCUCGAUGAAAGUGACAGCAACAAGCUACUAGAAACACUCUGCGAUCUCAAUCUAUUGGUCACUCUCGACAAGAAUCUGGCUCCAGCGGAAAUGGAACAGUUGUGUACAUUGGUGCGGAAAUGGGCCCGUGGACAGAAACGAGGAACGCAAAUCGAGGAUAGGCUCAAGAAUCUUCUGCGGAGUCUGUUGAAUCAGUAA